ACCCGAACAAUUGUCCGCGAGCAGCGUAGCAGCGUUGACGCUCAACGUAUUACAGGCCCUAUUCAUCUCCCAGCGUAGUCAAUAACAAUGUAAUUGAACAUUACACAUACUUCGCGCGUGUUUUCCGGCCUCUAUAGUGCAUUGUGUCUUUUUAUUCAAUUCAACAUCAAAAUGACGGUCGAAAAAGCAGUGCCGAAAGUUGCGGAGAAGAUAGAGGAGUUGCCGCUAAAGUCGGAAGUGAUAACUGACUUUUCGGACAUGGGCUUUUUCGAAAAAUUGCAAUAUAUCAAAUCAAAUAUAACAGUGGAACCAGUGCUAGCGUUGUUCGUGAUGCCUAGUGUUUUGGCGAUGCUGGCGACUCAGAAUUUGAACUUAGAUAAGGCCUGUAGAGUUAACCUGGAGUUUAGUGAUACAGUGUGCUCAGAUCUGAGGUUAAGAAACCGAGCAAACCACACAUUUGAAGAGGAUGAAGUGCAGAAACUUAUCGCAUCCGUACAGGGAUGGAAAAGUGUAAUUCACACGGCCGUUCCGACGCUCCUAAUGUUAUUUAUCGGCGCAUGGAGCGACAAAACCGGGAGACGGAAAAUCUGCAUGCUAAUGCCGAUCUUCGGGGAAUUCAUGACUUGUAUUCUUAACAUGAUCAAUACAUACUUUUUCUAUCAAGUCCCCGUGGAGUUGACUGUUUUUAUGGAGGUCAUAUUCCCAGCGCUGACGGGCGGAUGGUACACGAUGUUUCUCGGUGCGUUUAGCUACUUAGGGGACAUAACGUCUAAAGAAACGAGGACUUUCCGCAUGGGGAUACUUAGUUUGUGCAUGACUGUAGGUUUCCCUGUGGGAAUGGGACUGAGCGGUGUACUAUUGCGUUACGCGGGUUACUAUGGUGUUUUCAGUGCGUCCGCGUUGUUCCAGUUUAUAAAUUUCUCAUACGUUUGGAUUGCUAUUGAGGACCACAGAUGGCUCGAAAAUAAAGAAAAGACACUACGGACUGGCUGCAGUGGAUUCUUCUUGGAGUUCUUCGAUUUCCACAGUUUGAAGGAAACUAUUCAGAUCGCGUUCAAGGCUGGACCAAAUAAGAGAAGACUACGAAUCUGCCUCAUUCUGACAGUUGUUUGCUUGAGUUUUGGACCACUAUGGGGGGAGCUGAGUAUAAUGUACAUAUUCGCUCGAUACCGCUUCAACUGGGACGAAGUGAAAUAUAGUAUUUACUCCACGUACAGUCUUGUCACACAUUCUAUUGGUACAAUGUUCUCCAUAACGAUAUUCAGCAAGAAAUUACGAGCUGAUGAUUCAGUAUUGGGGAUGAUAUCGACUUCUAGCAAAAUCGCUGGAGCGCUGGUGUUGGCUUUUGCUAGAAAUGAUUACGAGGUUUAUGUAGCUCCGCUCGUUGAGAUAUUAAAUGGGACGACAACCAUCGCUCUGAGGUCGAUAGCGUCGAAGCUGGUCUCUCACCAAGAAUUGGGCAAAGUAUUUUCACUCUUCGGUAUAGCAGAAACAAUGAUGCCACUUAUAUUUGCUCCUUUAUAUUCCCGGGUCUACAUCAUGACGUUGCAUGUUCUGCCCGGAGCCGUGUUUCUUUUAAGCGUGCUGGCUACUAUACCCGCAUUAUGUAUAUUUGGAUGGUUCUACCACCAACACAAAGAGGACGCAAAGCAAAAACGACUCGAAGUUCCCAACGUACCGUCAGCGCCACCGCCCACUGCACCUGAAGUUGUUACUACGUAGAUUUAAUUUUAUUUCAAGGGAAUAAGAAACAAAAAUGAAUGAUUUUUUAAGAUGUCUAUGCUAUCAAAUAGCUAUUAAAAUGGGUCGAAUUUAUGUAAAGUAAUCUGAUUAAUAAUGAUAAAUUCUGUCUCAUGAAGAAAAAUACAUACAAAUUAUUAUUUGUAUCUGGAUAAAACUUCUUAGCGAUAAUAAGUUUUAAUGUUAUCACUGCUUUAAAAUUGUCUCUAUUCAAUUAUGGCAUCUUAGAGGCUUUAGACCUGACUAAAUUGUUGAGAAUAACGGAUUUUAAAUUUGUUUAAAAUACAUACUCGUAGUUGCAUAUUUUACGCCAUGACAAAAAAAAAAACAGAGAUAUUGCUAAGUUUUCUAAAGUAAUCU
Messenger RNA from Colias croceus (clouded yellow), 2100 nucleotides. Its product is annotated as proton-coupled folate transporter-like. The record is from RefSeq and is a predicted model, not a curated record. Gene Ontology annotation, biological process: transmembrane transport. NCBI's taxonomy places the organism in Eukaryota, Metazoa, Arthropoda, Insecta, Lepidoptera, Pieridae. The transcript is spliced from 7 exons. Bases 172 to 1722 code for a protein of 516 amino acids. Gene Ontology annotation, molecular function: transmembrane transporter activity. Gene Ontology annotation, cellular component: membrane.